GCCUCGGGUCUGGAAUGAGGAAGUUGUAGUUGGGAAACGUGAAUGCUGAUUAGGCGUUUCUCAGUAAUCGUGGGGCUGCCUAACCACACCAAAAAAGUUUCGAGGCGUAUUUGAUUGUUUUGGGCAUGACACAGAUGCAUCGAAAAGGGGGACGCUGGUGAACUUUGACUGUACAUGGAGGGAGGCACUUACAUGUUACUAAUGACACAGAACUGGCUGGAAAUCGGCAGGAUUUAGAUACAUGUGUAACUUUGGGUAAAACAUUCGUCGUUCGAGAUUACAGUCAGAGACUAUGGAACAGAAUGAAAUGAUUUACAUUGUACCCCACAAUGAAGAGGAAUACCUGCUGCUUGAAGAUAAUGAUAUUCUGAAUAAAGUUGACUUUGUCUUAGUAGCAGCAAAAGUAGAAAAUGGAAAAGACAAAAAGGAAACUAACAGGAAGCGUUAUCUGAGAAAAGUGAGAGAAAAAGGCUUCCGGAUCAUGAGAAAAGAAGAUAACCACAAUUUGUAUUUUGGAAUUCAAGCCCGCGAAGAAAUCUUUGACAAAUACAUACAGCACCUAAAACUUUCGGAAAGAAAAUAUGACAAUGAGUUGAAAGAAAUUUCAAAAGCAACAAGAAUUCGCAUUAUUAAUUUCAUUCUUUGGAAGAUAAGAUAUUCAACAAACAAUGGAAAUGAUAACAGUCUGAAUGCUAAAAACUCUCUACGCAAAUUACUGGAUGAUGGUACAUUCAAAGCAGUCUUCCCACUUCACGAGAAAUGCUGCUGUAGAGGCCAUGAAGUCCAUGGAUCAAAAGAGCAAUGUUGGCUUUGUAAGGAUGGCAAUUGGCAGAAAGAACGCAAAUUGCGCUUUGAAUGGGCUGAGUGGAGAUGCUUAUUUAAGAAACAACCAAUCGAAGAAAUAAGGGAGUACUUUGGAGAGCGAAUUGCCCUCUAUUUUGCAUGGCUUGGCUGGUACACCACCCUGCUGAUUCCUGCUGCUAUAUGUGGAGUCAUAGUUGUUCUAUAUGGGUUUAUAUAUUUUGAAAGUGAUCAUGUGAGCAAGGAAAUUUGCAAUGGUACUGGAAUUAUCAUGUGCCCACUAUGUGAUAAACGUUGUCAAUAUUGGAGGCUUAAUGAGACAUGUUCCUAUGCCAAGAUCACACAACUAUUUGACCAUGAAGGGACAGUUGUUUUUGCAAUGUUCAUGGCAAUCUGGGCUACUGUAUUUUUGGAACUGUGGAAACGAGCCCGAGCAAGAUCUGUCUGCUCAUGGGAUUUGUACCACUGGGAUGAGGACGAGGAGGAACUGGCGCUUGGGCUAUUAUACAAUCCUGAUGUCAAAGCUAAAGAAUAUCACCAUUCAUACAAACGCACAACAAUUGUUAUGUUGCUAGCAUGUAUUCUGAUCACUGUUAUUAUUGGUCUUUCACUUGGAAUUGUGAUAUGUCGGGUUAUUGCUGCUGUGACGUUCACAAAGUCUGGUUCAGAAUUUCUGAGUGAUCAUGCCAGAUCAAUUGCUGUAAUGGUUGGUGCUGUAUUGCAUUUCUUCACAAUUCUCAUCAUGACUAAGAUUAAUCGUAAAGUUGCAAAGAAGUUAUGCGAUUUAGAAGGACCACGCACCGCACUGGCUCGAGAAAAUAACUUCAGUGUAAAAAUGUUCACGUUCCAGUUCUUUACAAUGUUCUCAUCAAUCGUUUAUAUUGCAUUUUUUCUGGGAAGGAUUAAUGGCCACCCAAAUGGUUACGUAAGAAUAGCAGGACAGUGGCGACUGGAAGAAUGCCAUCCAAGUGGCUGCAUGACAGAUCUCUUCAUCCAAAUGGCUGUUGUAAUGAUACUGAAACAAAUUCUGAGCAGCUGUGUGCAGUACGCUGUACCAUCCCUGAAAUAUCAAUGGAAAAAAUACAACAAAAAAAACACAGACAAUGAUGUGACGGAUGCAACAACAAAACACUGGGUCAAAAACUACAACCUGAACCACGUCGACUCUUUUAGUUUAUUCAAUGAGUUUUUGGAAAUGGCCAUUCAAUAUGGUUUCACUACAAUAUUUGUUGCAGCCUUCCCACUGGCUCCAUUACUUGCAUUUCUGAACAAUCUAUUUGAAAUCCGAUUGGAUGCCAGAAAGAUGCUUGUGCUUCAAAAGCGACCAAUACCACGAAAAGCAAAAGAUAUUGGGAUAUGGGUACGCCUGCUGGAGGUGGUUGGUGUGUUGGCUGUCAUUGGCAAUGGAUUGGUGAUCUCGAUCACUUCAGAUUUUAUCCCUCGAUUGGUUUACAAGUAUGGAUAUGGGCCAUGUGCAUUUGGAAACAGUUCAAAUGUUAACUGUAUGAUGGGAUAUGUUAAUAGUAGCCUCUCUGUGUUCUACGUGGAAAACUUUAAGCAAACAGAUCCAAAGGACGAUGGGUUAAAAUCAUUUGGGUUCCAAGUAACAUAUUGCAGAUAUCGUGAUUAUAGAACCGUUGAUGACUAUAAGUACACAGUCCAGUUUUGGCAUAUUUUUGCUGCACGUUUGGCCUUCCUGAUUUUAUUUGAGAACAUUGUUAUUUGCAUCAAGUACAUUGUAGCUUGGUUUGUACCUGAUACACCAACUUCAGUGAGAAACCACAACCUACAGAAAACAUUUAUGCGACUACAGAAAGAACUGGAGUUGUCAAGAGAAAUUCCUAGUUACUCAAAUACUAAUGCGUGGAAAUAUCAAUCAACAGAUGUUUGAAGCUUUAGACAUAUGCUGCCAGUGAGAUGUUAAUGUGUUUUGGUUGAUUGAGAACUGCUUUGAUAAUAUAUUGACUUAGAUUAUGGCAGUUAUCUGAAGAAAAGAUUUUUGAAGGAACAGGAAAUCACUGAUUAUUCAACUGAAUCUUUCCAUUUAAAGGAGGUUUAUAUUUUCAUUGAAAUUGAAUUGGUGCUAAAAGCACCUUUUUUUAACAUCUCAUGCAAAUCAAUAAUCAUUUGUUAUAUUGCUUCAUUGUCAUGUUUAUUGACAAAAUGUGUCCCAGAAUGAUAUUAGCAAUACCUCAGAAGAACAGACUUUGAAAUUUAACUCUUCAUGAACGACAAUCCUAGAUGAUUGUAUUGCAUGGCAAUAUUUAAAAAUGUAUUUAUAUGCUCUACAACAAACUAGAAAUUCUUAACGCCUUCAGUCCCUAACCAGGAGAACCUCAUAACUAUGAGCUUCACAGUUUGGAUGAUUUUCUUUUCACUGGGAUAUAAACCUCCAGGGAAUCUAUGUCGAGUAAAUCAAACAGAUUGUUAUGUUUUUCACUUAACAUCUUCUCGAAGUGAAGCUGACUUUAGGUUUGGAAUUGUAGUUUCAAAGAGAUCUUUCCUAUUCAUGUUCUAACCAAAAGUAUAUGCACAACACAUAACAAUUUUUUUAGCUUGCCAGCAAAAGAUUGGAUUCUUUUUUCCUAGAUGAUAGGUGAUAUUAGAUAAUCUGGUAUUUUAAAGUUAUUUUGUUUUUAUUCACAGUUUUGACCCAGAUUUCAAAUUGGAAAUUUAGAUGUGUUGAUGCCAAUUGGCACCUAAUACACUAUAAAGAAAAAGCUCCGGUUAUUAAUAGAACCAAUGUUCCUUCUAUGCUACUUCCACCUAUGGAAGCCAAGGUCACACAUGGACCUCAAAAGUCCAUACAGUAAAAGAAAUUGCAUAGAAUUGUUGAAUGUAGAUAUUGAGAAACUGUUCCCAGGUGAACUAUCAAAAGGUAGAGAUAAAUGGCAAAAGGACCAUGGAGAUGUGAGGAAAUUUUUUUUUGCAUUGCAUGGUUAGAAUCUGAAAUGCCCUGCUUAAGAACGUGGUGGAACCAUAUCCAUAUGUAACUUCCAAAAAGAGAAUUGGAUAUUUAUCUGAAAGAGAAAAAAAAUUCCAGAGCUACGAGGUAAAGUUGGGGGAGUAAGACUGACAAGUUGCUCCUGCAGAGUUGGCACCGGCGUGAUGAUCUCCUUUUCACCAACAACCAUUUAAUGGUUCUUCUAACGUUUGUUGCUGAGGUAGAACACCGUUGACCAGAUUUUGCAAUUGUGAAAUAAGAGAUAUACAAGUAAGUACAAAAAGUUGAGCAGUGUGGGAGAAAGAAGGAUGUCUUGAUAAGCAUGUUUAUAAUUGAAGGUGAAAUGAGGCUUAUGUUUGACAUAAAUGUCUUCGGACUGUGACCUGUUUCUAGAAUCCCUACAGGGUGGAAACAGGUCUUUCGCCCCAAGUCUACAGCAACCCUCCGAAGAGUAACCCACCCAG
Molecule: messenger RNA, 4209 nt
Organism: Chiloscyllium plagiosum (whitespotted bambooshark)
Lineage: Eukaryota; Metazoa; Chordata; Chondrichthyes; Orectolobiformes; Hemiscylliidae
Product: anoctamin-9-like
Biological process (GO): chloride transmembrane transport
Cellular component (GO): plasma membrane
Molecular function (GO): protein dimerization activity; chloride channel activity
Source: RefSeq, a predicted model, not a curated record